AUGGCAGAGAACCUGUGGUCAUGGGCUUCAGAGCACCUACAAUCUCUGAGAGCCCUCCACAUUCCAGGGCUCGAAAACAGGGGGGCCGACCUUAUGUCGAGGGGCGGUCCCCUGGACGACGAGUGGAGGCUGCAGAUCUGGUCACGAUUCGGGAGGGCAACGCUACUGGAGAGAGUGAGAGUGGAGCGGCUGAGGGUCAUUCUGGUGGCCCCCGACCGGCGGUCAGCCCCGUGGUACGCGGUGCUGACCCUGAUGGCGGUGACUCCACCAUGGCCCAUCCCCCAGUUCCAGGGGGGCGCUGUUGCAGGAGGCGGACGCAAUACAGGCGCUGCCGACCCUGGGCCAGCCGCUUCAGGCCUGGCUCCUGAGAGGGACAGGCUGAUGCGGGCUGGGCUGACUGCUCAGGUGGUGCAAACCAUUCAGGCGGCUAGGGCCGGGUCCACCAUUGCCUGUUACAGGCCAAAAUGGUUGGGUUUCCAGCGGUGGUGCAAGGAAAGGGGAGUGGACCCACUGACAUGUCCAGUGGGGGACACUCUUUCCUUUCUACAGCUUUUGGUUGAUAGAGGGCUGUCUCACGCGACUAUCAAAGUUUACGCUGCAGCCAUCUCAUCAUGCCACGAGGGGUUGGGCGGAGGUCCAGUCUUCGCCCACCCUCUGGUGAAACGAUUCCUGCAGGGGGUCAGAAGACAGCGGCCUGUGGCACGCACUUCUGUACCACAAUGGGAAUUGCCGUUGGUGCUCGAGGCCCUUACUAGGGACCCCUACGAGCCCUUAGAACACUCCUCUCUAAAGGCGUUGUCGUUCAAGACAGCAUUGCUUCUUGCUCUGACAUCAGCCAAAAGAGUGAGUGAAUUGUGCGCCUUGUCGGUCCACCCGAGUUGUUUACUCCUACGUGGGGACCGCAGCGGUGCCAUCCUUAAACCGAACCCUUCUUUUGUUCCCAAGAACAUAAGAAGUUCAUUUCGGUCGAGAACUAUUCAACUGGAGGCUUUUCACCCUCCCCCUCAUGGGGAUUCGAGGGAGGCGAAACUGCAUCUCCUGUGCCCUGUACGUGCGUUGACAUGCUAUGUCGACCGCACGGCCACCGUCAGAAACACAGAACAGUUGUUGGUGUGUUAUGGUGACGGGACGGCUGGCAGAGCCUUGUCCAAGAAACGCUUGGCGAAGUGGCUGUGUGAUGGUAUCUCCGCAGCCUACAGUCAAGCGAAUCGGGAGCCGACCGCUGCGGUUCGGGCGCACUCCACACGAAGUGUGGCGACGUCUGCGGCCCUGUUCAGCGGUGCGAGUGUUGAGGACAUGUGUACGGCAGCAUCGUGGUCUUCACCCUGCCCGUUCAUACGGUUCUAUCUCUUGGACGUGUCAGGCUCCUUCUCCAGAUCUGUGCUCACCAUAGGGUCACAGGACAUUUAUAUUAGCACAGGCGGAGCCCUCUACAAAGGGACCCUGCCGCUCUUUCGCCUUACGCUGAAGUUUGGUGGAAUGAGGGCAGCUGGCGAUGCACCUGCUUAUAUACCCGCCGAAGGAGGCGGGUCAGGUAGACACGCCCUAGCGGCCGGCUACGUACAUGCAAAAUUUCAGUGGGCCAUCGCGCUUCCUCUGAAGAGCAUUGAAGUGGAGCUGGAGGUGAGGGACCAUGUGGCUACAGUGGUCUCCACUCUGCUCUACCAGAACAAGGAGGACAAACCACUAGAGGCUGUUUUUGUCUUCCCUCUGCCUGGAGAUGCUGCUGUCUGUCAUUUCAGUGCUAACAUUGGACAGACACAGAUUGUAGCUGAGGUGAAGGAGAAACAGCAGGCUCGCGAGGAGUAUGAUGACGCAUUGAGCUCCGGUCAGCAGGCCUUCCUAUUGGAGGAGAGUGAUCAGAGCCCAGAUAUAUUCUCUCUGAGUGUGGGCAGUCUGCCUCCAGGAGAGAGCGCCUCCAUCAGGCUGGAGUACGUCACUGAGCUGGCUGUGCAGGCUGAUGACGGGCUGAGGUUUUGUCUGCCUGCUGUGCUCAACCCUCGCUACCAACCUCAGGGAAGUGAAGGUGGCAGCGUCCAGGUGACGUCUGUUCCAGCCUCUCUGGUGCCCUACAGUCUGUCUUUCUCUGCCCGGGUGUCCUCUCCUCGUCCAGUCUCUAAAGUAGAGUCCAGCUGUUCCCUGGACCCUCUCCAGUACCUCAACACAGAGCAAACCCAGGCUACGGUCAAGUUGGCUGCAGGACACAAGUUUGACAGGGAUGUUGAACUGUUGAUUUAUUACAAAGAUGCCCACCAACCCAAUGCUGUGGUGGAGGCAGGACAGACCUCUGCCAAGCCUGGCACUCUGAUGGGUGAUCCAGUGGUGAUGCUGAGCCUGUACCCUGAGUUCCCCCAGGCUGUGAUGUCUUCAGUGGCUUCAUGUGGAGAGUUUGUGUUCUUAAUCGAUCGAUCAGGAAGUAUGUGUUGUCGAAUGGAUAACAGAAACCCACAACAGACUCGCAUUGGCAGUGCCAGGGAUACCCUACUGCUCCUGCUGAAGAGUUUACCAAUGGGCUGCUACUUCAACAUCUACAGUUUUGGCUCCAGCUAUGAGCACAUCUUUCCUAAGAGUGUGGAGUACAGUGAGAAGACAAUGCAAGAGGCUCUGAAGAAAGUUGAGAAGAUGGGUGCUAAUCUGGGAGGAACAGAGAUCCUGCAGCCCCUAAAACACAUUUACAGUCAGCCCUGCAUUCCCAGUCAACCAAGACAACUGUUUGUCUUUACUGAUGGAGAGGUGGGGAACACCAAAGAAGUUAUAAAUCUGGUGAGGGAGAACUCAGGCUACCACAGGUGUUUCUCUUUUGGGAUCGGGGAAGGGGCCAGCUCUGCUCUUAUCAAUGGUUUGGCCAAAGAAGGAGGAGGUCACGCUCAGUUCAUCACAGGAACUGACAGGAUGCAACCAAAAGUGAUGCAGUCGCUGCGAUUUGGUCUACAGCCAACUGUGGUGGACAUCUCAGUCACAUGGGAUUUACCAAAGGGAGUGUCUGUCACUGUCCUCUCUCCACCAAUCACAACAAUUUUCCAGGGUCAAAGGUCACUGAUUUAUGCUCAGCUCACUGGACAGAGUCCAGAGGCAGCAGAGGGCUGUGUGACGGUGAAGUACAGCCUGGCAGGUCAUCCAUCCCACAACCAGCUCCACUUCAGUCUCAAACCUGCAGACGACACUGGACUAACAGUCCACAGGUUGGCUGCUCGGACUCUGAUUCGCUCCCUGGAGAUGGAGGAGAGAGAGCACAGAGGACAGCAAGAUGGAGGAGAGAAGAAGAAGGUGGUGGAGCUCAGUGUCCAAUCAGGAGUGAGCAGUUCCUUCACCGCCUUCAUUGCUGUCAAUAAAGAUGAUGGCGAGGCCAUUCAAGGGCCUCUGUUGCGCAGAAAUGUCCCAGCACCCACUCCCCGAGGUCUGGCUGAUGAUGCUGCACCCACAAGGAAAUCUUGCUCAGUCAGUCAGCCUCACAGAGAUCCUUUGCUGCAGUUGGUAUCCCUCCAGAAGGCGUCUGGCUGUUGGGAGAUCCACCCAGCUUUGGCUGCUUUGCUGGGAAAGACCAGCGAGGAGGUGGAAAUGUCAAAGCCUGAAUCGGUGAAAGAGGAAGUGUGGGCCACCAUUCUGGCUCUGAUCUGGCUUCAUGGUUUCAAGUUGGAUGUUCAGGAUGAGUGGCAGCUUCUGGCUAUAAAGGCUGCGUCAUGGAUCCGUGCUCAGAAAGAACCAUGUGUGACAGAGUGUGUGGAAGCUGGAAAUGCACUGUUGGGAUGUGAGGUGCAGAAAGAUUCCCUGGGGAUUUAAGGAUUUAUUUAUUCUGGCUUCUCCUUCAAGAUUGGAAGUAUUUACUUCAUCAACAUUGAAUGUUUACUAUGGCUGCUACUUUGUGGCUAUCUGUCUUUAUGAUAU
Scomber japonicus (chub mackerel) is the source of this 3885-nucleotide messenger RNA. RefSeq names its product von Willebrand factor A domain-containing protein 5A-like. The record is from RefSeq and is a predicted model, not a curated record. Gene Ontology annotation, molecular function: DNA binding. Gene Ontology annotation, biological process: DNA integration; DNA recombination. The coding region runs from base 1 to 3780 and encodes 1259 amino acids. The transcript is spliced from 19 exons. Lineage: Eukaryota; Metazoa; Chordata; Actinopteri; Scombriformes; Scombridae.